Humulus lupulus (European hop) is the source of this 891-nucleotide messenger RNA. RefSeq lists its product as uncharacterized. The transcript has 2 exons. NCBI's taxonomy places the organism in Eukaryota, Viridiplantae, Streptophyta, Magnoliopsida, Rosales, Cannabaceae. The record is from RefSeq and is a predicted model, not a curated record. Bases 1 to 891 code for a protein of 296 amino acids.
AUGGAAUCGCCAAAUUCUCUUAAUCCAUACGAAAAUAUGAGUCUAGACGAUAUCAUAAUUACAGAGUGUACUGACGAUCAUAAUGAUCAAUAUUUCAAAGCUUUCAUGGAUGUGGGUAGCUCAACAAGGGAAGGGAGAAAGAGAGCCCACAUUGAUAGGGGUCAUGUAGAAGGACAACAACGUUUGUUCGAUGAAUACUUUUUUGAUGAACUGAUGUAUAUAGAAUAUCAAUUUCGAAGGAGAUUUAGAAUGUGUAGACAUGUAUUCCUAUGCAUAGUUCAAGCUCUAGAAAAUCAUUCAGAGUAUUUCCAGAUGAGGUUUAAUGUAGUCGGUAGAAGGGGGCUUUCACCAUUACAGAAAUGCAUCGCUGCUAUACGAAUGUUUGCAUAUAGAGUGCCUACCAAUUAUGUUGAUGAGUAUGUUCGAAUUGGGCAAGCUCCAAGAGUUGAGUUUACGAUAAAUGACACACAAUACAACAAAGGGUACUAUCUAGCAUAUGGUAUCUAUCCAGAGUGGGGUACAUUUGUUAAAACUAUCCCACUGCCUCAAGUAGAGAAAAGAAAAUUAUUUUCCCGAUUCCAAGAAGCGAUACGCAAAGAUGUUGAGCGAGCAUUCAGAGUACUUCAAUCUCAUUUUGCUAUUUUACGAAGACUAGCACGUUUUUGGCAAAGAGAUGUUCUCACCGAUAAUAUGUAUACAUGCAUCAUAUUGCACAACAUUAUUGUCGAGGAUGAAAGAGAUGCAUAUGAGAGUUUGUUUGAUUUUAAUUUUGAUGAUAGCCAUGCCGACACCCCAACGGUUGAAGUAUUGCAUAGACCUAAUUCUGACUUCCCAACAAUGCUUCAAAGGAGUGCUGAAAUUCGUGACAAAAACAUUCAUCGCAAUCUUUAA